This is a messenger RNA of Vitis vinifera (wine grape), 1685 nucleotides long. Its product is annotated as zinc finger protein CONSTANS-LIKE 16. Bases 213 to 1445 code for a protein of 410 amino acids. Lineage: Eukaryota; Viridiplantae; Streptophyta; Magnoliopsida; Vitales; Vitaceae. The record is from RefSeq and is a predicted model, not a curated record. Gene Ontology annotation, biological process: regulation of DNA-templated transcription. The transcript has 2 exons. Gene Ontology annotation, molecular function: protein binding; zinc ion binding. Gene Ontology annotation, cellular component: nucleus.
UCAUGGACAAAACCAACCAAAAAUUGCAUGGGCAAAGCGCCCAUUCGCUGCAACCCUCUGUGUGUGGGCUCAUGGGCCCCAUAACUCCAUCAUUUGGCCCUCCCACUAAUAUGAAGAGUCACCGCUAGCUGUUACAAUUUGCGCUUCGUUCUGGGUCUUUAGUUUCUGUGUUUCUGCCCAAUUUUCCAUAUUCUUCUCCUCUCUCUUCUUCCAUGAUCACUGACAAGAAAGUUGCAAAUGCCAUGGGAGGCAAGACUGCAAGGGCCUGCGAUAACUGCCUGCACAAGCGGGCUCGUUGGUACUGUGGCGCUGAUGAUGCUUUCCUAUGCCAAGCAUGCGAUGCAUCAGUGCAUUCGGCAAACCAAUUAGCCGAAAGGCAUGAAAGGGUUCGGCUCCAGGCCGCGUCUUGUAAGAACGCUGACUCAAUGCGUGAUAAUUCUACUCCCGCCUGGCACCAGGGGUUCACUCGCAAGGCCAGAAGCCCACGCAAUGUGAAGCGCACCUCGGUGCAACCAUCUAAACAUGAGAACAAGUUUCCAACUCCUCCCCCACUUGUUCCGGAGAUUGGGAGUGAAGAAGCAUCGCCUGAUGAGAAUGAAGAGCAGUUCCUUUUUCGGGUUCCAACCUUUGAUCCCUUCGUUGCGGAACUCAACAAUGACGGGAUACGUGAAAUCGGCAUGGAAAAUGAUUCAAAGCCUUUAUCGGAUUACGGACAUGAAGAAAUAGGUGACUUGGAUUCUCUAACUGGGUUUCUGCCCUCAGAAAUGGAUCUUGCAGAGUUUGCUGCUGAUGUUGAGAGCUAUCUAGGAGCAGGCCUGGAUGAGGACUCGUGCGGAAUCAAAGGAAUAGGUGUCUUGGAUUGUGAGCAAGGUGACAUGGAUGCUUGUUUUGGAGACCAAAAGGUGAAAGUUAAAGAGGAACGAGUGGAAACUGAUGCAACCUUCCAUCUGGACCCGGAAUUGGACAUGACAAAAGAAUUGUUAGCAUGGAACUUAGAUUAUGAGUCAACUGUAAUGGACGAGGAGGAACAUGAGGAGAAGAUGGUGGCUGCAGUGGAGAUGAGGAGAAAGAUAUCUUUGAGUCUUAAUUACGAGGAUGUCAUCACUGCCUGGGCCAGCCAAGGCUCUCCAUGGACAACAGGAAAUCGUCCAGAAUUCGAUCCCAACGACUACUGGCCAGACUACAUGGGUGCUUGUCCUACAAAUGUUCAUGGGCCGUGUGGAGAUGUGGGAGGAGUGGGAGGAAAUUUUGGAGGCAGGGAUGGGGGUAGAGAAGCAAGAGUGUUGAGGUACCGAGAGAAGCGAAGGACUAGGCUGUUUUCCAAGAAGAUAAGGUACGAGGUUAGGAAAUUGAAUGCGGAGAAAAGGCCUAGAAUGAAAGGAAGGUUUGUGAAGAGGGCAUCCUUUGCUGCAGGACCUUGUUUUCCUAUCUUGAAUGUUAAAUAACCGUCAACUGCCAAGUUUGCUUAUUUGCUAGCAAAAUUGGUAUGUUUUGGUUGGACUUCUGAUGGCUAUAUAUAUAUUGUACAAUAAGUUGAAGUGAGUUUAGCUUCUUAAGCACCUUCAACCUUGUACCUAGCUAGCUACAACCCUCUCUUUUCUUCUUAGACAUCAUUCAAUUUUGUAAAGUUCUUUGUUUUUUUUAUGGAACAACAAUCUUCAUAAAUGGGUUGAGAUUGUGAUCAA